Hydra vulgaris (swiftwater hydra) is the source of this 2902-nucleotide messenger RNA. Its product is annotated as rho-related BTB domain-containing protein 1. The record is from RefSeq and is a predicted model, not a curated record. Gene Ontology annotation, molecular function: GTPase activity; GTP binding; protein kinase binding. Gene Ontology annotation, cellular component: cytoskeleton; cytoplasmic vesicle; cell projection. NCBI's taxonomy places the organism in Eukaryota, Metazoa, Cnidaria, Hydrozoa, Anthoathecata, Hydridae. Gene Ontology annotation, biological process: cortical cytoskeleton organization; engulfment of apoptotic cell; regulation of actin cytoskeleton organization.
UAAACAACAGUGUGCUUCGUAAAAAAACUUUGCUUCACAAAAUAUUUUUUCAACCAUUCAAACGUAAUUGAAGAUUAAACGCCAACUUCGCUUAUAAAGGGCAUUUAUUAAGAUAACUCUCCCUGCGUAUUUGUUACAAAGGUAAGCCGCAAAAAUGUCAUCUAUCUGAUUUUACACCCCCGUCAAAAAAUUUGCUUAAAAAAAAAUUUGAAAACAAAUUAUUAUAAUUUUUUUUGAUGAAGUGGGAUUGUCCAAGUCGUGCAUGUUUUCAUUACUCUCUCGAUAUAGUUAAAAGUCUAUAAAUUACGCGUUAUUAUUCCAAGUUUUUUUUAGGUUUAUUGAAUCUUUAUUACAACCGCAGAUUUUUAUAUUAAUUUAUUUACUGUCUGAUACAGUCGAAAUAUAGCUAUUGACUUCUAUAUAUUAUAUAUUAUCUACUCUGAUUCCUUCAUGUAAGCUAUAUUUUUUCAAAUGGACAUUGAUUCGUGGCCUGCUUCAAGUAAUUCUUUCGAUGCUUACGAUAACAAACCAAGCGAAGAGUUUAUUAAAUGUGUUGUUGUUGGUGACACUGCAGUUGGAAAAACGAGACUUAUUUGUUCUUACAUAUUUGAUCAGCCUCCAACGUCUAUUCAAUCACUUCAUUUGAAACCUCACAUACCAACUGUAUUUGCAAUUGAUCAAUAUGUAGGAAAUUCUGAUAUAAGGAAAAGAGGAAAAACUGUUAUUGAUGGGGUAAAUGUUGAGUUACGCAUUUGGGACACUUUUGGUGAUCAUGAAAAAGACAGAAAAUAUGCGUACGAAAAUGCGCAUGUUGUUGUUGUUUGUUUUAGUAUUGGAAUGCAAUCUUCAUUGAUAAAUGUUAAUGCAAAGUGGGUUCCUGAAAUUAAAAAGUACUGUCCAAGAGCUGCAAUUGUUUUAGUUGGAACACAACUUGAUAGAAGAUAUACUAACCCUGAAAUGUAUAAAAAUGCUUUACAGGUCACUACAUUAACAAAUAUAUUAAAUACAGGGGGUCGUUUUAAACUUCAUUCUGGAUUUUCUAUGUCAGACAUUAUUUAUGCUGAAACUGCAAGACAAAUUUCUAAAGAAAUUAAAGCAGCUUGUUACAUAGAAGUAAGUGUUGUUUCGAAACAUGGAGUCAAUGCCGUCUUUGAAAACUCUAUUCGAGCAGCAUUAAUCUUACGAAGAAAUUCUAAACUAAUUUUAAAAUCGCAUCUUAAAAAUAUUAAAACUCCACAUAUACAAGAACCUUACUUACCUCCAUGUCCUGAAGCACCUGAUAUAAAUAUCUUAGCUGAGGGUGAAAUGUUUGAUUUCAGUUGCCUUCAUUCUGUUAGCAGUUUUUGUGAUAUUGAAUUUAUUGUUGAAAAUGAACAUCUUCAUGCGCAUAGUGUUGUACUUAUUUCUGCAGAUGAAGUUUUCCAAUCCCUUCUAAUGCAUCCUUUUAUUCUUGACCUUUUAGGAUUUCCAAAAGGUAAAAAUAUUCAAAACUUUGAAAGCUUUUCUUUGGAGUAUGCACCAAUUAAUGGUGUUUUAUGUUAUGGUAUACCACGAGGAUUUUCCUCUAUCAGUGUAGUAACAGAUUUUAAUCUGAAAAGAAAAGUUACAGUAAAUGUUAGUCAAGUAACAGCUGUCAGUUUUCGAAAUAUUUUAGAAUUUGUAUACUGUGGAAGUAUUUCAAAUAUUAAAGAUUCAGCUCAACUUUUAACCAAUGCAACAUACCUUCAACUCAGUAUGUUGUGUAAUUAUCUUACCAGUAGUAUUGAAGAAAGUUCUCAAUUAAAAAACACAUUUUACCAAAUGCUGUUUAAAAAGCGAAAAAAAAUUCUUUUAAAUUUUGUUUUUAACAAAUCGUUGUAUUCUGAUAUUUCGUUCUCAAUGGAAGGUGCUCUUAUUCCAUCACAUAAACCACUCCUUGUUGUGCAGUGCAAUGUAAUGGCAGGAAUGUUUCGAAAAAAAACAUUUAAAGAAAGCAUUACUCAUGUUGUGGACUUUAGCAAUUGUGACAAAGAAUCUUUUAUGACAGUUCUUGAAUAUCUUUAUACUUGUGAUCUUUGCAAUCAUGGGGACUUACACAAUGUGUUACAGCUUGCUAAUUUUCUUUGUUUACCCCGUCUAAUUACAUUAUGUGAACUAGAACUCACAAAAAAAAUUACAGAAGUCAACAGUAAUCAGUGUGAUGAGGCUUGUGCUUUAGUUUUAGAUACUUUUAUUUUUGCAAAGUUUCAUAAUGCUGUUCAAUUAUCUGAUUGGUGUUUAUACUUUAUGGCUAGUAACUACAAUAAAAUGUGUCAGUAUCAAGGAAGAGAAAUGAAAGCUUUGGAUGAAACCACUAAAAACUAUUUAGAAAAAAAUCGUUGGCCUCCUGUUUGGUAUUUGAAAGAUCAAGAUUUAUAUGAGCGGUGUAUGCAAAAGAUUGAAAAAGAAAACACUUUUAAAAUAUCAAAAGAACGAAAGGAAUCUAGAUGCUUUUCAUUUUUUAAAAAUCUUUAAAUUUUAUUAUUGAUCAUGUGAAGUUUAUAAGUGGCGAUGAAUUACAAACCUGUUUCAUUUAAAUUAUAAUGGGUGCUGUCAUAAUUAUGUAUUCAUUUGUUGUACAGUUUACUCAUGUAUUUUUAACAACUGCGUAAUUGCUAACUUAGUUAAGUUAUUAAUCCUCAGUAAUGGAUACUAAUUAUUAAUUUUGCAAAUUAAUUAUAUUUAAAAUCAAAUUAUGUAUAUAUCUGGUGUCUAUCAUCGUUUGGUAAAUAACCAACUAAAAUCAUUAUGUAUAUAUUUGUGUAUGAAAUGUUGUGUAUAGAGUAAACGUCUAAUUAUUAUACAAAUAGAUGAAAUUUUAAAAAUUCAUAAUUCUACAAAAAGUUAAAACCAUUAGCUGACUUACUAGAAAUAGUUUGUAAAU